Messenger RNA from Funneliformis mosseae, 435 nucleotides. The record is from the annotation of a GenBank genome assembly. NCBI's taxonomy places the organism in Eukaryota, Fungi, Glomeromycota, Glomeromycetes, Glomerales, Glomeraceae.
AUGGACGACGAUUGGGAUAAACCAACUGUUAUUCGUAAAAAAGCGACCGUAGCUAAAGUUACUAAAGGUACUACAGCGAUUAACGCGGCUCGUCGUGCCGGUGCUGUUGUCGGUGUAGAACGCAAAACUUCUGGUGGUACCAAUAAAGGACAUGCUAUGACCGAUCAUCAAAGGAUAGCUAAACUUGAUCGAGAAAAUGAAGUGGCACCUCCACCAAAAAUUAGCUUAUCAGUUGGUAAAGCUAUUCAACAGGCAAGGCAAGCCAAAGGUUUAACACAAAAAGAACUCGGUCAAAAGAUCAACGAAAAAGCUAACAUUAUUAAUGAUUAUGAGAUGAGUCGAACUAUCCCAAACCCCAUCAUACUUGGAAAGUUGGAAAGUAUUCUUAAUAUUAAGUUACGUGGUAAAAAUAUUGGGGAACCUCGACACAAGUAA